AUGAUCUGGAUCUAUGAAUCAAGCCAUCGAAAAUUGCAUAAGUCCCGCACUCGUUCUUCUCCGCAGGGGACGGGGCAAUGGCAUGGUUCUGCUAGCGAGCCGAGUCUUUCCCGAUGCCACGACCCACUGCAUCCUUCUGUAGUUGAAACAACUCGCCCAAGCCCUGACCAGGAGCAAACUAAUGUGGAUAUUCGUGAUGCACGUGAGACAAACCUAGUGCGGCCUGGACAGGCACAGCUCGUGGACAUGAUCGACGCUGUGGAACGCCUCCGAGCACAGGUGGAGCACGCGGCCAUAACGCUCUCAACGCAACGAGAUAAUUGA
Messenger RNA from Penicillium angulare, 324 nucleotides. RefSeq lists its product as uncharacterized. The record is from RefSeq and is a predicted model, not a curated record. Bases 1 to 324 code for a protein of 107 amino acids. The transcript has a single exon. Lineage: Eukaryota; Fungi; Ascomycota; Eurotiomycetes; Eurotiales; Aspergillaceae.